Molecule: messenger RNA, 1260 nt
Organism: Triticum turgidum subsp. durum (durum wheat)
Lineage: Eukaryota; Viridiplantae; Streptophyta; Magnoliopsida; Poales; Poaceae
Source: the annotation of a GenBank genome assembly
AUGGCGACGAUAGUGAACACCACGGAGGAGGAGCAGAUGCUGGCGGUGGUGCGCUCCACCGCGCAGCUCGCCUGGGCCGACGCGGGCCCGGAGGUCGCCGACCCUGAGGUGGCCCGCCUCUGCGCCGAGGCGCAGCAGCACCUCCUCGCCGCCCGCUGGCUCGACAUGGCCACCCUCAUGCUCGCCUCCGCCGACCUCCUCCUCCUCUCCCCCAGCGCCCCCGACAAAGUGCUGUCAGAUCUCGAGUGCACCCUGACCGUCACCUGCAACCUCGUCACCAAGGCCGGAUCCGAGGACGAGGCCCUGGAGAUCGCCAAGCUCAUCUGCGCCAAGCUCACCCACCACCCGGCCGACAAGACCACGCUGCGCAUCAAAGUCCUCUUCAGCCUGUACAACCUGCUUCCGAGCCUCUCCGGCAAGGCCUUGGUCUACAGGAAGGCGCUCGAGCUCGCCGCCACCGCCGGGAAGGCCGCCGCCGACUGCGUCGUCCCCACUUUCAAGAACAUCGAUGCCUUUGUCGCCUACUGGGGCAUCGGCAAGCCGGAGCAGAGGGAGCUGUUCCUUGCUGUCACCAGGAUUCUUAAAGACCACAAGGGCAUGACCAAGGACUACUUCAAGUUUCUGAACAAGUACCUGGCCACGUUCGAUGGAUCGGGUGAUGAUGCUGAUGCAAUCGGUGCGGCAAAGGAAGAAGCUGCUGCAGCAAUUGUUGAGUUUGUCAAGUCAUCUGACCUCUAUCAGUGUGACCUGCUCGAUAUGCCAGCUGUUGCACAGCUCGAGAAAGAUGACAAGUAUCAGCCAGUUUACGAGCUACUGAAGAUAUUCCUUACUCAGAGGCUCGAAUCCUAUUUAGCGUUUCAGACUGCUAACUCUACCUUGCUGCAAGGAUAUGGACUGGUUCAUGAGGAGUGCAUAACCAAAAUGCGUCUGAUGUCCCUGCUUGAUCUGAGUGGCCAUUGUUCUGGGGAAAUUCCUUACUCUGCAAUUACAAAAGCCCUUGAGAUCAAUGAUGAUGAGGUGGAAUAUUGGAUUGUGAAAGCAAUUUCAUCAAAGAUUUUGGACUGCAAAGUUGACCAGCUUAAUCAAUUGGUCAUUGUCAGCCGGCAUACUGUGAAGGUCUUUGGGAUGCCACAAUGGCAGAGUCUACGUUCAAAGCUUGGAGUGUGGAGGGGAAACAUUGCAAAUGCUAUCAACACAAUCCAAGCUAACAAGGUGACUGAAGAUGGCGGGCAGGGGAUGCAAGGAUUGAUGAUCCGCUGA